Messenger RNA from Salvia splendens (bonfire salvia), 1167 nucleotides. RefSeq lists its product as uncharacterized. The record is from RefSeq and is a predicted model, not a curated record. Lineage: Eukaryota; Viridiplantae; Streptophyta; Magnoliopsida; Lamiales; Lamiaceae. The transcript is spliced from 4 exons. Bases 1 to 1167 code for a protein of 388 amino acids. Gene Ontology annotation, molecular function: nucleic acid binding.
AUGGAGAUGGAGCAAGAGAUGGAGCAGGAGCAGUUUCAAGAGGCAGAACAAGAGCAAGGGCCGAUGGUUUCUCUGAGCAAAGCAUCAGGAUAUAGUAAGAAAAAAGGAAAAGUAAUUCUUGAUGAAGAUAAGUUUAGACACUUGUCUGUGCUUGAGAGAUCAUCAAUAAGAAAACUUGCUAUUAAGAUGGAAGUUAGCAAGUCCACAGUUGGUAGAUGGGUGAAGGAUAACCAGAUAAGACCACAUACAAAUGUCAUAAAGCCAGCACUCACUGAAGCAAACAAAAUUGCUAGAAUGAGAUGGUAUCUUACUCAUAUUCACCUAACUAUAGCUGAAGGUAAGCUUCUUUAUCAUGCAAUGCACAACACAGUUCAUAUCGAUGAGAAAUGGUUCUACAUAACAAAGGCUUCAGACAGAUACUACAUGUUGCCGGAUGAGGAUGAGUCUUACAGGUUACAAUUUGGCAGUGAUGGGCAGACCAUCUUUGAUGGUAAAAUAGGUAUAUUUCCAUUCACACAACAAGUUCCAGCCAAAAGGAAGUCAAAGAAUAGGUCAAGAGGGACACUUGAGACAAAGCCUAUCCCAUCAGUUAACAAGGAAGCCAUGAGAGAAUGUCUCUUGAAUCAGAUUAUUCCAACAAUCAAGGCUAAGUGGCCAGCCAAUGCAAGCAAGGAGAUAUAUAUCCAACAAGAUAAUGCCAAACCCCACAUGAAAUCCUCUCACUUACAAUUUGAGGCUCUUACAAGUUCAGAUGGUUUUCAAUUCCAUCUAAUUAGCCAACCAGCCAACUCCCUAGACACUAAUGUAUUGGGCCUUGGCUUUUUUAGGGCCAUACAAUCACUACAAGAUGACAAAUUAGCCACCAAUAUAGAUGAAUUGUUGGGUAAUGUUUGGAAUUCUUUUGAGGAACUCACACCACAAACUUUGAACAAUGUUUUCUUAACAUUGCAAAGUUGUUUCAGCAAGAUCCUAGAAGUCCAUGGGGGAAACAACUACAAAAUCCUCCACUUGAACAAAGAUAGGUUGAGUAGGACAGUGGGACUUCCUACCUCACUUGAAGUUGAAGAGAAUCUGGUAAGGGAAAUCUUGGAGUAUCUACUACUCCCUGAGAAUGAUGUGGGUGCCUCAUAUGACAUAGAGCAUCUAAGCAAUAUUUUAGGUUUCUAG